Cephus cinctus (wheat stem sawfly) is the source of this 1369-nucleotide messenger RNA. RefSeq lists its product as uncharacterized. The record is from RefSeq and is a predicted model, not a curated record. Lineage: Eukaryota; Metazoa; Arthropoda; Insecta; Hymenoptera; Cephidae. The transcript is spliced from 4 exons. Bases 152 to 1120 code for a protein of 322 amino acids.
AUUGGGAAUAAAGACUUGACAGUGUCUUUUGCGGUUUUCUCACCGCCAGUGCUUUUCUGUUUAACUGGAGGACAUUGAUAUCAUCUUGGGUUUCACUCUUCCUACGGGAAAGCGACAAAUCCUGAGAUUUUUUUUAGAUUCAUAAAUCACAAUGAUUUCUACACAUAUUCUCCUGGCCUUCAUCGGUAGUGUACUUGUCGUCCAGGUAUCGUCACAUGGAAGAUUGAUAGAGCCACCAUCAAGAGCUUCAAUGUGGCGUUAUGGUUUUGAGACACCCCAUGAUUACAAUGACCAUGAAACUUACUGUGGAGGUUUCAGUAGACAAUGGCAACGCAAUAAGGGCAAGUGUGGAAUAUGUGGAGACGCAUGGGAUCUUCGAGCGCCACGUGCCCAUGAAACUGGUGGCAAGUAUGGCAACAGCAUUAUAGUCAGAAGAUACAAAACUGGUUCAAUAAUUCCAGUCCACGUGGAAUUGACAGCUAAUCAUCAUGGAUAUUUCGAAUUCCGUGUUUGCCCAAUGACAGUACGAGGAGAAGAAGUAACCCAAGAAUGUCUAGAUAAACAUGUUCUCCGUGGUGACAAUGGUACCACUCGUUACUACCCUGGUCCCGGAAAUCGUAUUUUUCAAGCAUAUUACAAGUUACCAGAUGAUCUGACUUGUGCUCAAUGCGUUUUUCAAUGGCGAUACGUUGCUGGUAAUAACUGGGGAGAUUGUGGAAACGGUACAGGUGCUGUAGGCUGUGGUCCCCAGGAAGAGUUCAGAGCAUGUGCGGAUGUGACUAUUGGCGAUGAUGAAGAGACACUUCCGCCAAGACCAGUUACGCCAGAGAUGGGUCCAACUCCUACAAGACCGACGACAAAACAGUCGGACAUUUCUCCAACGGAACCAGCAUCUGUACCCGAGAUGUCUGGACCUUACUGGAUGUUCAGCCUGGUCAUCGCUGGUACGUGCCUUUUGGUGGUGCUGGCUGCUAUGGCGUUGCUUUAUUCGUAUUACUAUCACGCGGGUAGAGCUAAACAAUGGCUCAUAGCUGGAAAAUCGUUGGCUCCAGCGAGCAUACCGAUCGCACCGCCAAGACACAGAAAACACAAUACGUCAAGCGCACCCUUACAGAUCUAAAUUUAAUAUAAUACACUGUAAACUAUUAGUCGAAGCUAAUCGACUAAAUUGCAGCGUCCUUUCCGAAAAUCAUUACCAAACGUUGCACCUGUAUACUUCAGUAUAGCGGUUGUCUGUUUGGUUUGGUUUAUAUAGUCUGAAUGAAGCUGCAAUGGAUACAUUGUGAAAAACGUGAAUUUACGUAAUUCGUACGUAUGUCUGCCCUGUAUAUAUGACUGUAAUUCCAUUAAAGGUAUUUAUUUUGUAGUA